GGCGCAUGCGCAGCAGAGUACAGUCUCACAGUGGCGGAGGUUGAUCCGCAGAAACACGGAGAGUGGGUUUUCUGUUGUGUCCGGACUCCGUGGGACGGUUCGUUCAGAUGCGUUUGUUCCAUAACUUGAGGUUGGAGUCCUCAGGCAGCGAGAGGACCGUCCAGCCCGAGUGAGAAGGUUCCCCUCAGCUGAAGCCCCAGCUGGUCCUCCAUCCACAUGUUUCUAUAAAAACGACUUUCUGACUUCAUACAAAGAGACAAACCUCCAACAUGGACAACCUGAUAGACUUUGAUCAGCCGUCAUCGGCCUCGUCUCAUCACCUACCAGAACCCCUGGCUCCAAUCAAAUCCGGCUCCCAGCGUGCGGAUGGACACAACGAGGACAGCGACGCCACAGAGUCUGCGGACAGCGAGAACGACAUGGACCCGCCGUCUCUUGACUGGGAACUGAGGCGCUCAUCGUCCUCGUCGGUUUAUAGUGGCGAGGACGCAGACGCCGAGACGAUAGAGAGGAGGCAGUUCAUGAAGGCCUACGUGGAGAAGGUGUUUCACGGAAAAGAGGACUUUGACCAGGAAGAGAAGGCGCGGUUUGGAGAGCUGUGCAGCGGAGAGAACGGAAAAGGCAGGGAAUGGUUUGCCAAAUACGUCAGCGCCCAGCGCUGCCACUCCAAAUGUGUGAGCGAAGCCACGUUCUACAGGCUGGUCCAGUCAUUUGCCGUUGUUCUGUUCGAAUGUUACCAGAUGGACGACUACAGCCCGGCGAAAAACCUCAUGACCAUGUGCUUCACAUAUUACUACAUCGGAAAGUGCCCGCCGUCUCCCUCCGACCUGCUGGACCGCGGUAACCCGCAGGCAGGCCUGGACUCGUACCUGAACAAGGCGAACUCCUGGCUGUCGGGGAAGAAAGACGCUGCAGAGCGCCUUCUGAAAAACACAUCCAAAACUGACGUCAAAGGCUUCUUCGGAGGCCUGGAGAGCAAACUGAGGAGCUCAAUGGCUCCCAGGUCUGACGAAGGCUCCGUUGAAAUGAAACCCAAGUCACCAGGAUCAGAGGCUCCAGAAGAGAAGAAGGGAGAAAAGAUUUAUCUGUACACUCACCUGAAACAGCAGCCCAUCUGGCACACGCUGAGGUUCUGGAACGCGGCGUUCUUCGACGCCGUCCACUGUGAGCGGACGAAGAGAUCUCCGACCACCAGUGGAGCGCAGGAUGCAGAGAAAGACAAGAGGGAGAAGUGGCAUCACUUGACCCUGAAGGAGAGAGAAGAAAGCUUGAAAAUCGAUGAAAACAUCACUUUUGGCCAGCUGGGGACUUUCACCCACAACAUGCUGGCGUUCGGUCUGAGUAAAAAGCUCUGCAACGACUUCCUGAAGAAGCAGGCCGUCAUCGGGAACCUGAACGAAGAGCAAUACCAGCUGCUGAGCGACCAUAUCGAGAAGAUGGCGGCAGAGUGAGUCGGGGAUCAGCGCCGGUUUCCUUCCAGUUCGACAUCACUUCUGUGUUUAUGUGCUCCACUGCUGAGGAAUACCAUCUGCAAACUGCUGGAAUAUGAGCAAUAUUAUAUUAAAUGCACCAUAAAGUCUGCAUCCAC
Molecule: messenger RNA, 1588 nt
Organism: Poeciliopsis prolifica (blackstripe livebearer)
Lineage: Eukaryota; Metazoa; Chordata; Actinopteri; Cyprinodontiformes; Poeciliidae
Product: KIAA0513 ortholog
Exons: 13
Coding region: 270-1451 (393 amino acids)
Source: RefSeq, a predicted model, not a curated record